AUGUCAAAAGGUAUCAUUGUGGCUGGAGGCGAUGGACAAGGUAGCGGAUUGAGUCAACUCAGUAAACCACUCGGUUUAUAUGUGGAUGAUGAUCUAACGAUCUAUGUAGCUGAUUGGGAGAAUAGUCGUAUUAUGGAAUGGAAGUGUGAUGCGACAAUUGGGCAGAUAGUAGCAGGUGGAAAUGGAGACGGAAGCCAGAUGAAUCAGUUAAAAGGUCCAACCGUUGUCAUUGUCGAUAAACCGAGUAAUAGCUUCAUAAUAUGCGACUCUUGGAACAAUCGAGUGAUGCGAUGGCUUCGCCAAGUCGGCACAAAUGGUGAAGUAAUCAUGUCAAACAUUAAUUGCUGGGGCUUGGCAACAGACGAUCGGGGAUUUUUCUAUAUAACGGAUGCUGAAAAUCAUAGUGUGAAACGAUUUAUACCGGGAGACAGUCUAGGAACAGUGGUGGCUGGUGGCAAUGGACAAGGCAACCGUCUCGAUCAACUCAAUACUCCUAAGUACCUGUUCAUUGAUCGAGAUUAUUCAAUAUAUGUGUCCGAUAGAAGUAACCAUCGUGUUAUGAAAUGGAUAGAAGGCGCCAAACAAGGCAUUGUUGUGGCCGGUGGUCAAGGCGAAGGCAAUAGUCUUACACAGCUGUCGCGUCCUCAAGGAGUAGUCGUCGAUCAGCUAGGCACUGUCUAUGUAGCAGACUAUGGGAAUAAUCGGGUUAUGCGUUGGAUCAGAGGAGCUGCACGAGGAACUGUUAUUGUCGGUAAAGGUGCGAAAGCAACCCAUCUUGAUAAACCUGUUGGCUUGUCGUUCGAUCGACAGGGCAACCUUUAUGUUUCCAGUUACGGUAAUCAUCGAAUACUCAAGUUCAACAUCGAUCCGAGUUCUUGUUCUUAG
This is a messenger RNA of Rotaria sp. Silwood2, 885 nucleotides long. NCBI's taxonomy places the organism in Eukaryota, Metazoa, Rotifera, Eurotatoria, Philodinida, Philodinidae. The record is from the annotation of a GenBank genome assembly.